Molecule: messenger RNA, 712 nt
Organism: Meloidogyne enterolobii
Lineage: Eukaryota; Metazoa; Nematoda; Chromadorea; Rhabditida; Meloidogynidae
Source: the annotation of a GenBank genome assembly
UUUUAAGUUUAUUUUUUUUCUGAUUUUCUGAAAUUUAAAGCUUAUUUUCUUAAUUCUGAUUUUAAGUUUUCUCUCUUUAAAUUCUGAUUUAAAGUUUAUUUUCUGAAAUUUUCUUCUCUAAUUUUUAAUAAACUUAUUAAAGGCCACUGACGGCUUCCAAAACAAUGCUCCCUUUGUUUUUGCAUUACCAGUGAUUGUUUUAGGGUGGUUUACUUUAUGGACUAGAAUGCCUGGGAGGAAAAGAUUAUUAACUGCUAUAUCCUUCUUUACACUUGCUAUUGCUUUGUAUAGCUGGUCUGUUUUCCCCAAAAAAUUAGAAUUAAGUGCAAUGCUCAUUUGCCUUUCACAUAUUGCCUACCUUCUCUCUUUCUAUCGCUCACUAAGGAAAUGGUGGGUGGCUCUAACUGUCUCUACAUUAGCAAUUGUCUCUCUCUUUCUCUACGGUGUCUUCGCCGAUCUCUACCGUUCUAUCCCUGCAUUAGUUGCUGCAAUGUGUGCAACUAUUUUAUUAUCCACAUCCUCUUUUAUUGUGGCCGGUUCUGUAUGGAAAAAUGGUUCAACUAUGCGUUAUGAAGAACGGUCAGCUCUUGUCCGCUUCUUUGGAACAUUCUUUUUGUUAAUUUGCAAUGCUGCACUUUUGGUAAUUAAGAAUUCUGAUUUUUAUUUGAAUAUUUUUGUAGCUAAUUCUGAUUUUAAUAAUUCCAAUUUCUGA